Messenger RNA from Papaver somniferum (opium poppy), 2020 nucleotides. Its product is annotated as transcription termination factor MTERF4, chloroplastic-like. NCBI's taxonomy places the organism in Eukaryota, Viridiplantae, Streptophyta, Magnoliopsida, Ranunculales, Papaveraceae. Gene Ontology annotation, molecular function: double-stranded DNA binding. The coding region runs from base 196 to 1809 and encodes 537 amino acids. Gene Ontology annotation, biological process: regulation of DNA-templated transcription. The record is from RefSeq and is a predicted model, not a curated record. The transcript is spliced from 2 exons.
CUUAGCUAAAGCUAGAAAUCAGACUUACUCGGUCACUCCUUAGUCACACACACAACUCUUGAAAGCAGAAGCCGCAGAGGAAGAAGACGUUACAGAGGCUGGAGAAGAAAAACCCAAACUCAUAAUAAACAGUCAAAGAUAAGAUUCCACUACUAAUGCAGGUCUGCUGAGAUAUUUACAAACCCUAAGAAUAACAUGAGUGUACAAAUUGGUCAUACUGGGUUUCUAAUUAAACCUAGUUUGUUUGUUUCACACCCUGAGUUUUCUGCACUUACAUUCCAUAUACCACAGUUGAAUUCAUCAUUGUCAUCUCCUCAAAUUACAUGUUCUAAUGUGGAUAAGAGAAAUGGGAAUGGGUCUAACACUAGAAUACAAUAUUCAGUUGCUGAGAGAACAGUUUCAGAGUCAUCAUCUAGGUCAAAUUCGAAUAGGAAUAGGAGUUCGAAUCGGUUAGGGGGGCGGAAACAAGGGGGUUCUAAUUCUACAACCCUUUAUAGUAGACCUAGUUUAUUAGAAAUGAAGAAUGAUAGAGUAAUAAACCGUGCACGGGUUUAUGAGUUUCUUAAGAGUAUUGGUAUUGUACCUGAUGAACUUGACGGGUUAGAGCUUCCUGUUACGGUUGAGGUUAUGCGUGAACGUGUGGAUUUUCUUCAUAAGCUUGGUUUAACUAUUGAAGAUAUUAACAAUUAUCCGCUAGUUCUGGGGUGUAGUGUGAAGAAGAAUAUGAUUCCAGUGCUUGAUUAUCUUGGUAAAUUGGGUGUGAGAAAAGCUACAUUUACAAAUUUUUUGAGGAGGUAUCCACAAGUACUCCAUUCCAGUGUUGUGGUAGAUCUUGCGCCGGUUGUUAAGUAUUUGCAAGGAAUGGAUAUAAGGCCAAAUGUAAUUCCUCGUGUUCUUGAGAAAUAUCCUGAAGUUCUUGGGUUCAAGCUAGAAGGGACAAUGAGUACUUCAGUGGCUUAUUUGGUAGGAAUUGGGGUUGCAAGAAGAGAGAUCGGAGGAUUAUUGACAAGAUAUCCUGAGGUACUUGGGAUGCGGGUUGGAAGAACGAUCAAGCCUUUUGUUGAGUAUCUUGAAGAUCUUGGGAUUCCGAGACUAGCUGUAGCAAGGUUGAUUGAGAACCGACCUCACAUGCUUGGAUUCGGAUUAGAAAAUCAAGUUAAACCAAAUGUAGAAGCACUACUGGAAUUUGGUGUAGGAAGAGAGUCACUUGCUUCCGUAAUAGCACAGUAUCCUGAGAUCGUAGGAAUUGACCUGAAGGAAAAGCUUAUUUCUCAACAGACCUUGUUCAAGUCAAGCAUUGAUUUGGAUCCCGCAGAUUUCAGCAGAAUGAUUGAGAAAAUGCCACAGGUUGUUAGCCUAAGUCGGUCUCCGUUUAUGAAACAUGUAGACUUUUUGAAACACUGCGGGUUCUCUUUACCACAGAUGAAGAAAAUGGUUGUGGGUUGUCCUCAGUUGCUUGCACUAAAUCUUGAUAUCAUGAAGCUUAGCUUCAAUUACUUUCAAGAACAAAUGGGUCGGGAUUUGGAUGAUUUAGUUGAAUUUCCAGCUUUCUUUACAUACGGUCUGGAAUCAACGGUAAAACCUAGAGACCGGUUAGUUAGAAAGAUGGGUUUGAAAUGUUCUCUUGGAUGGCUUUUGAAUUGCUCGGAUGAGAAGUUUGAAGAACGAAUGAACUAUGAUUCUAUUGACUUAGAAGAAAUGGAAAUGGAGCCAUCAUUUAACAUGAAUUCACUGUUAAGCCCGUCAAGAGAUGAAGACGAAUUCUCUGAAGAUGAUGAUGUUGACAGUGAAGAUGAUGAGUAUGUGUAAUGCUAAAAAUAUCAGACUUCAUAGCCAGUGCCCAGUGGCAGUCUUCAAACAAUGUUGUAGAACUUAAAACAAAGAUGAAGGUUCUUUGACGCUGUAAUGUUAAUUAGUUUAAGCUCGUGAAACAUUGAUUGGUCUGUAAAUCCUCAUUUUGAUAAUGUGUAAACCUGUAUUCUUAAUUUUUUUUGAUAUCUACUGAAUUUGUUAACUGAAA